CACAGCGAUGGAUCACAAUGACUGCGACUGUGUGGGAGAGGGUGGGUUAUUGGGGGUUGGUUCAAGUUUAGAAUUACACCAGUUACCCUGCCCUCAAUCCACACUUUAAAUAGUCAGAGACGGGCUUCUGAAUCAAUAAUUUUGGAAAAAUCAAAGAGGCUGCACUUGGUUAAUUAAACAAAGGCUGAAUGGAAAGCAAGCCCCCAGCAGACAUUGCCAAUGGGCACAACCAGGCCCUGGAUGUCUACCCUGAGAGCAAGGAGAAGAUAGAGGAUAGAGGACAGUGGAAUAACAAGCUGGAGUUUGUGCUGUCAGUGGCUGGGGAGAUUAUUGGACUGGGGAAUGUUUGGAGGUUCCCCUACCUCUGCUACAGGAAUGGAGGAGGUGCCUUCUUCAUCCCUUAUCUCAUCUUCUUCUUCACCUGUGGGAUCCCUGUAUUCUUUCUGGAGACAGCACUGGGACAAUACACUAGUGAAGGGGGUGUGACAUCAUGGAGAAAAAUCAGCCCUCUUUUUGAAGGUAUCGGUUAUGCCACCCAGGUGAUUGUCGCCCUGCUUAACUUCUAUUACAUUAUCGUGCUGGCCUGGGGAAUUUUCUACUUAAGCAACUCAUUUACUUGGGAACUGCCCUGGGCAUCCUGCAACAACACCUGGAACACAGGUUCCUGUGUGGAGUUUCAGAAGAGAAAUGAAACAUACAACUGGACAGCCCCAGCAAACGCAACCUCUCCCGUCAUAGAGUUCUGGGAGAAACGGGUGCUGAGGAUUUCUUCAGGCAUUGACCACAUUGGCAUAUUACACUGGGACCUGGCGCUCUGUCUCUUGUUGGCCUGGGUCAUGUGCUAUUUCUGCAUAUGGAAAGGAGUCAGGUCCACUGGCAAGGUGGUGUACUUCACCGCUACGUUUCCCUACGUUAUGCUGGUGAUCCUGAUGAUCCGAGGGGUGACUCUGCCGGGGGCAGCUGAGGGAAUCAAAUUCUACCUGUACCCAGACCUCAGCCGGCUGGCAGAUCCCCAGGUGUGGAUGGAUGCUGGGACCCAGAUUUUCUUCUCUUUUGCUAUUUGCCUGGGAUGCCUGACAGCUCUUGGGAGCUACAACAAGUACAAUAACAACUGCUACAGGGACUGCCUGUGUCUAUGUUUCCUGAACAGUGGGACAAGCUUUAUGGCUGGCUUUGCCAUCUUCUCCAUCCUGGGAUUUAUGGCUUAUGAACAGCAAGUGCCCAUUUCAGAAGUUGCAGCGUCUGGUCCUGGGCUGGCGUUCAUUGCGUACCCACGAGCAGUGUCCAUGAUGCCUUUCUCUUCACUGUGGGCAUGCUUCUUCUUCAUCAUGAUUGUCCUUCUCGGACUCGACAGUCAGUUUGUGUGUGUGGAGAGCCUGGUGACAGCGCUGGUCGACAUGUUUCCUUCUGUGUUCCGCCGCAGGAACAGAAGGGAGCUUCUGAUCCUUGGCAUCUCCGUCAUCUCCUAUUUCAUGGGACUUACCAUGAUCACGGAGGGUGGGAUGUAUGUUUUCCAGCUCUUUGAUUACUAUGCUGCCAGUGGGAUGUGUCUCCUGUUUGUGGCUAUUUUUGAAACCGUUUGCAUAGCUUGGGUUUAUGGUGCGGAUCGCUUCUAUGACAACAUUGAAGACAUGAUUGGUUACAGACCUGGACCUCUCGUCAAGUACUGCUGGAUGUUCUUCACUCCUGCAGUCUGUGCGGGAACCUUUGCCUUCUCCCUCAUCAAGUACACUCCGCUUAAGUACAACAAGAGUUACGUGUACCCCUGGUGGGGUUACGCGCUGGGCUGGCUCCUUGCCCUCUCCUCCAUGGUGUGCAUCCCCCUCUGGAUCAUAUACAAGAUCGCUACCAGCAAGGGCACCCUGAGAGAGCGCAUCGGCCGUCUGAUAAGACCUUCUGAGGAUCUACCCAAGACCAAGAAAGAGCAGGAGAAGCUCUUGGCCAUCUUCGCUUCUGAUAAUAGCUUACACCAGCAGGACGGGGAUCCCAACAGGGAGGGCUUUGUCCUGGUGACCGACAAGGAGACCAACUGUUAGAACCUCUGGAGCCGCUAAGAACAGGAACAGGAACUGAUCUGUUCCACUUUAUAUCUCAGAUGUGACGGCCAAAAAGCAAAGAAGAAUCAUAUUGCAUCUGUGAUACGGGAUGUGUAGCAUAUAACUUCUCAGAAGCACGUUUGAUGUCGUUGGGUGCCCAUUAUUUGGAUCUUUUAACUGUGUUCAUCAAAUGAAUUUUACAAUUUUUUAUUUUCAAAAUAGUUUUAAAGAAAGACUUUUGUAUUCUUUCACAUUUACUUGGACUGUCCUAUAAUUAAUAUAAAAAGGCCUGUGCUAUCCCAAAUACUGCAUAUGUAUGGUACAAUCUAGUUCCGUUAGUAAAGCCUAAAAAAAUCAGGGGGCCUUACAUUAUUUUAUAUAUUAAUAACUUAUAUUUUAGUACUGUUUAUACUUGUAUAUUACAACUGCUGUAUUGUAAAGCAGUGGUGCUCAGACGUUUGAUACGCCGUCCCCCUUACUUAGCAUACAUUUUGUUGCGGUCCCCUCAGCUGACACACAUAUUAAAACGUUACAACUUAACUUUAUAUUUGAACAAGUGGUUGUUUUCCUGAUUUCAUGUAAAUCGCAUAUUUUUUUUCCUAGAUUUACCACAAAAAGUUCUGAUUUAGCUAAACACAUAGGGGCAGUUUCCAUUUGUGUUCCAAUUUUUCUCGAGACAUUGUUCUCAAGCCAAAUUAAAAAAUGACCAUAUACCUUUUAGGUUUCCAUUGGCUCAGUUUAUUUUACUCGAAGACCCUCUUUUCACCUGACAUCAUGCAAAUGAAGGGGAAAGGAGGAGGUCGAUACGCAAAUUAGCCAUGCAUAGAGUACUCUUGCUGUUUUUGCAGACAGCUCAGGGAAAUGUGGUUUCCAUGCAGAGAACAGGGUACACGAGAAUCUCACAUGGAAAUCCAUGGUUGUCAGGUGACAUCUUGUUUGAGUGAAACUUUAAAGCACAGUGUUAAGCUCAUGUAAUAAAGCUGUGAUUUGU
This is a messenger RNA of Acipenser ruthenus (sterlet), 3027 nucleotides long. Its product is annotated as sodium- and chloride-dependent GABA transporter 2-like. The record is from RefSeq and is a predicted model, not a curated record. Gene Ontology annotation, biological process: sodium ion transmembrane transport. The transcript has 15 exons. Gene Ontology annotation, cellular component: membrane. Bases 189 to 2036 code for a protein of 615 amino acids. NCBI's taxonomy places the organism in Eukaryota, Metazoa, Chordata, Actinopteri, Acipenseriformes, Acipenseridae.